Messenger RNA from Sphaeroforma arctica JP610, 1219 nucleotides. RefSeq lists its product as hypothetical. Lineage: Eukaryota; Ichthyosporea; Ichthyophonida. The coding region runs from base 44 to 1219 and encodes 391 amino acids. The record is from RefSeq and is a predicted model, not a curated record. Gene Ontology annotation, cellular component: extrinsic component of membrane. Gene Ontology annotation, biological process: protein targeting to vacuole; protein retention in Golgi apparatus. The transcript has 8 exons.
GCGAAACAAAUUAGUGCGAAACUAAUUCACACUUCACACUUAGAUGUCCCAAUCCGUGUACCUGGACCAAUUCUACAUCGCACCGGUCAAGGCGGCUCUGAGUUUCACACUUUCAGGCGACGAUGGCCAAGAAAAUCAGGACAACAGCUCGCCUGUGAUCAUCCUUCUGCGGUCGAUCGGUGGGUCUGUCAGCAACAUCACACGUGCGCCUAUCAUGCUCAAGUCAGUGGAAGUGACGCAGACUAUGACCACCACCAAUCUGUUUGCCAAUCAAAUCGGGCGCCACUACAGGCGCGUGGGGUUGCAACAGAUUUACAAAGUGUUUGGCAGUGUGGAGUUGCUUGGCAACCCCGUAGCAACGGUCAAUGAGGUGGCGUUUGGGUUCACUUCGUUUGGGUCCCAAAUAUCCAAAGGCGCCAAAAGUGGACACCUUAACUACGGCAUAGCUGGUGGUUUUAGAACUCUGGGCGCCUACAGUCUGUCUGGAGUGUUGGGUGCGUUUGUGCGUAUUACGAUGAGCUUUGGCAAUUUGGUGUCGCUGGCAACCUUCGACAAAGAGUACUUGGACGCCAGACGCCGACGUACCAAGAACCUGUCCAACAGUCCGUCGGACAACUUCUACGUGGGGGGCUAUUUGUUCGUGCAGGGGGUCUUAGUUGGGGUGUGCGGUGUCAUAGUCAAACCCAUCAAGGGUGGUCUGCAGUACGGUGCACAAGGCGCAGCCAAAGGAUUGGCUAAGGGGGCAAUAGGCUUCUUUGUGAGGCCCUUUUUGGCGGUCUUUGAUAUCUUUACCUACUCCAUGAACGGCAUUGUGACCCUGGCCACCAGCGGUCGCUUCAAGGGCCGUGUGCGCCCUCCGCGGUACAUCGACACCGAUCGCAUUGUGCGACCGUUUGACAUACACUCGUCCACAGGCGCUAACAUGCUCGCAUGGAUGCGCAACGGCAAGCACCUGCACGAGGAGUAUGUCAACCACGUGGACCUGUCAGCGUACACACAGGUGGAUCACCAGUCCGGUUGUGCUGGUGACCAGAAGGUACGGAGAGUGUUUUUAUUUUUGGUCAACCAACUGGCGGGUAAGACCUUUGUGAAGAAACAGGUGCGCCUGUCCGAAAUCGAGGGCAGGGCCGUCUCUGCCCGAGGUAUCGAACUUCACUUGAAAGAAACCGAUGCACAUGGCAUGGAGAUGAUUGUAUAUUAUGACGAUAGUUUAUAUUGA